AUGAGAAGAAAGGCCAAGACCAAGCCGCUGCCCAGGCACUCCACUGCCCUCCUCAGUGCAGCAGCCACCAAGCCCAGCACCAAGCUGCUGCCCACGACCUCCACUGCCGCCCUCAGUGCAGAAGCCACCAAGCCCAGCUCCAAGCCGCUGCCCACAACCUCCACUGCCACCCUCAGUGCAGCAGCCACCACACCCAGCUUCAAGCAACUACCCAUGACUUAUAGUGCCGCCCUCAGUGCAACAGCCACCAAGACCAGCUCCAAGCAGCUGCCCAACACCUCCACUGCCGCCCUCAGUGCUGCAGCCACAAAGCCCAGGAGCAAGCAGAUGCCCGCCACCUCCAGUGCCACCCUCAGUGCAGCAGCCACCAAGUCCCGCUCCAGGCAGCUGCCCACGACCUCCAGUGCCACCCUCAGUGCAGCACCCACCAAACCCCGCUCUAGGAAGCUGCCCACCACCUCCAGUGCCACCCUCAGUGCAGCAGCCACCAAGCCCUGCUCCAGGCAGCUGCCCACCACCUCCAGUGCCACCCUCAGUGCAGCACCCACCAAGCCCUGCUCCAGGAAGCUGCCCACGACCUCCAGUGCCUCCCUCAGUGCAGCAGCCACCAAGCCCUGCUCCAGGCAGCUGCCCACCAUCUCCAAUGCCACCCUCAGUGCAGCAGCCACCAAACCCCGCUCCAGGCAGCUGCCCACCACCUCCAGUGCCGCCCUCAGUGCAGCAGCCACCAAGCCCAGCUCCAACAACAAUGGCACAGGGAGUGGAGGCCCAGGGGCCCCCACAUCAGAGGCACCUGCCAACCUGGACAAGAAGAAGGUCAUCCAGACCAAGGUUUUGGGAACAGUAAAAUGGUUCAAUGUAAGGAACGGAUACGGUUUCAUCACAAGAAAUGACACCAAGGAAGACGUAUUUGUGCACCAUAUGGCCAUAAAGAAGAACAACCCGAGGAAGUACUUUCACAGUGUAGGAGACGGAGAGACCGUGGAGUUUGAUAUUGUUGAAGGAGACAGGGGCGCGGAGGCAGCAAAUGUUACAGGCCCUGGUGGAAUCGCUGUUCAAGGCAGUAAAUAUGCGGCAGACCGGAACACACGCUGUGCAGAUCAGAGGGGUCCUCCAGGCCAUCACCAGCAUAACUGCCAGAACAGCCAGAGUGAGGAAAAGAGUGAGGGAGGGAAAAGCUCUACUGAAGGCCAGGCCCCACAGCGCUGGCCAUUUCCUGAGCGAGGGUCCGCACCUUUCACUAUGAGGAGACGCUGUGGGCGCCGACCACAGUGUUCCAGCCGCCCUGGGCAAGGAAAAGCGAUAGAAGGUGCUGACAAGCAGGGUGCACGAGAGAAAGGCAGACCGGUGAGACCGAAUAUGUAUCAGGGCUACACACCAAGAUCCCGCAGGGGCCCUCCUCGCCAAAGACAGCCUAGCGAGGACCACAAGGAAGAGGACAAGGAACAUCAAGGAGCCUCUGAGACCCAAGGUCUGCAGCCACCUCAAGGUCGGCGUGGCCGCAACUUCACGUACAGAUGCAGAUACCCGGAGCUCCCUAAACCACAAGCUGGCAAAGAGACAAAGGCAGCAGAUCCACCAGCUGACAAUCUGCAGGCUCCCCAGGCUGAGCAGGGCGGGGCUGACUAA
Molecule: messenger RNA, 1629 nt
Organism: Acomys russatus (golden spiny mouse)
Lineage: Eukaryota; Metazoa; Chordata; Mammalia; Rodentia; Muridae
Product: Y-box-binding protein 1-like
Exons: 1
Coding region: 1-1629 (542 amino acids)
Biological process (GO): regulation of gene expression
Cellular component (GO): nucleus
Molecular function (GO): nucleic acid binding
Source: RefSeq, a predicted model, not a curated record